GGCUCCAACACCAAAACACGCCUGCUUCUUUUUCCCCGGAGCAGAGAAUCGCGACGCGUCACCGACCUUCAUUCUUUCUGCACGGCAAACGAAUCGUUGAUCGUCGUCGGGGUGGUCGUCGAUGCUUUGAGCUGAACUACUAGCUGAUUUUGGAAUGCUGGAUCAUCUUGAGUUAUGAAAUAUUUGUUUCAUAAAGCGAGUGUGAAGAAUAAAGUAGAUGAAACUACAGGCGCCAAUUCCCGGGCAGAUGUCAGGUCAGGUACCUAAUCAGUCAGGAUCCCAGUUGCCUGGACUGACCCAGCCAAAUCGAAAUGCCCUCCCUCAGACACCAAAUUUAGCUGGUGUUCCGCGCUCCACCAUUAAUAUGGACCCUGAAUUUCUUAGAGCGCGCACGAUUAUGCAAGAGAAGAUCUAUGAGAUCUUACUGCAGCGGCAACAACAUCCUGUAACAGAAUUACAGAAAAGAAGGUACAAGGAUUUUGCUAAACGCUUGGAGGAAGCCAUGUUAAAAACUGCCACAUCCAAGGAGGAGUACUUGAACUUGGAUACCCUAGAGAGCCGUCUUCUUAAUUGCAUCAGACGGCCAUCUAUGAAUAAUCAUAGCCAGCAAUAUCCCCAGCAUGUUGGCUCUUCUCCAGUAGGUACAAUGAUACCAACACCUGGUAUGCCACAUGUUGUGAAUUCAAACAUGACAGCUACAUCUUCUGUAGAUGCCUCAAUGAUUGUUACCCCUGGAUGUAAUAGCAUGGCAUCUCCAUCUGUCAAUAGUGGAAGCAUGUUUCCCACAGGUGGUUUGCAUGGGAAUUCUUUAAGUAGAUCUGAUGCUUUGUCUAAUGGCUAUCAGCCAUCAUCAACCAGCUAUUCAAUUGGUUCUGGGGGAACCAUGUCAUCAAUGGGUGCGCAGAGAGCUGGAAGCCAGAUGAUUCCCACUCCUGGAUUUACUAGCAGCAAUAACCCAUACAUGAAUGUAGAAUCUUCUGAUAAUAGUGGUGUCUUUUCCAGUGUUGAAUCCUCAAUGGUCUCACAGCCUCAGCAGCAGAAACAGCAUGUUGGGGGCCAAAACAAUAAUGUGAUGCAGAACCUUGGCAGCCAAAUGGGUAGUGGAAUGAGAUCUGGGUUACAGCAAAAAUCUUUUGCAUACUCAAAUGGAGCUAUAAGUAGUGGGUUAGGAUUGAUUGGAAACAAUAGGCAACAGACAAGUGAAUCUGGCUUUGUUGAUGCCUAUGCCACAACUUAUACGAAUUCGCCUAAACACCCACAGCAGCACUUUGAUCAAAAUCAGCAACUGCCAGGGCACGGUGAUGGAUAUGGAUUGAAUAAUGUUGACUCAUUUGCUUCUGGAAACUUCUAUGCAUCUGCAACAUCCUCUGGAUCUAUGAUGAACAGUCAGAACUUGAAUUCAGUAAAAUUGCCUGCAGUAUCUCAAACCAACACUCUUAUAAGUAGUCAUUCCAAUUCCAAUUUACAUGGUAUGCAGCAGGCUGCUCAUCUUAAGUCUCAAGCUAUGAAUCAGUUAGAGAAGUUGAAUUUUCAGUCUUCUUUUACUUCAAGAGAGGGCCUUCUGGAUCCUCAACGGCAAUAUCUGCAGCAUUCCCAACAAUUUCAACAGCCAGAGCAGUAUGCUCAACAGCAAUUUGAACAGUCUGAGCAGUAUGCUCAGAAGCAAUAUCAACUUAAGCUGCGAAGUCAGCAACCUCAGCAUUUGGUCAACAGCGGUGCUUUUGGCCAGUCUCAUAUCCCUUCCAAUUUAGAAGCUCAAGUGAAGUCUGAGCCGGGACUUGAUCACCACAAAGAAGUAUUCAGUUCACAAGUUUCUGAACAGUUUAAUAUUUCUGAUAUGCAAAACAAGCUGCAGCAGAACUCUACUGAUAGUUGUGCGGGGAAUGCCCAGCAUCUUUCUUUUCCAGAUGGUCAGAACGAGUUAUCUGUGACAACUACUCAAAACUCACAACAAAUGUUGCACCCACAUUCAGAGCCUGAAAAUAAUUUUAGUUGUCUUUCAGUUGGGACACAAUCUAAAUCGGCACUUAUAAGUCAAUGGAAUUCUCAAUCACAAGGUGUUAACCACAUACCGGGAAAUAUGUCACAUGAGCAGCAUCUCCAUAUGGAUUUCCAUCAAAGAAUAUCGAGGCAAGAUGAAGCUCAGUGCAAUAAUUUAUCUUCCGAUGGAAAUGUUGUUAGUCAAGCUGUUGCUUCUAGAGGGGCUGAGCCACUUGAUUCAAAUGUUAAUAUUAAGAAAGCACAUAGGAACCAACAAAGGUGGCUUUUAUUUCUACUUCAUGCUCGACGGUGUCCUGCCCCAGAAGGACGAUGCCAAGAGAGAUAUUGUUAUAGUGCUCAGAAGUUAUGCAGGCACAUUGAUGGAUGCAACCUCCCUCACUGCCCAUAUCCCCGCUGUCAUCAUACCAGGCUAUUGCUAAUUCAUUUCAGAAACUGCAAGGAUCCGUGUUGCCCAGUUUGUGUCUUUGUUCGAAAUUACAGACGUUCACUUCAAGUUAAGCCUCAGACUCGGCCAGAUUCUGAAUCAGGAGGGCCUGUCGCAGUGAAUGGAUCUUGUAAACCCUACAAUUCUGUAGUUCCAUCACCUAGAUUGAUCUCAAAACCUUUGCCUGCUAUUGAAACUUCAGAUGACCUGCAGCCAUCUCUAAAACGUAUGAAAAUUGAACAGUGUACCCAGUCCUUUAGUUCAGAAAAUGACAACUCUACUGUGUCAGUUCUAGCUAACUGUGAAUCUAAUGUUUCCAAGGAUGCCCAGAACCAAGACUAUAUCCAUGGUGAUAUGCCAAUGUCGGUUAAAUCUGAGUUCACAGAGGUUAAGGCUGAGGGUCCAGUGCAUUCAACACCCACAAAUGCUUGUGAAGUGAAAAUGAAUAAUGCGGAGGACAGAUGGCCUGGUAGUGAACCUGUCACAUAUGAUGAACCUGUCAAUUUAGCUAGGCCAGAAAAUAUUAAACCUGAGAAAGAAACUGCACAAGAUCAGCCAGAAAACCUUGCCCAGUCAUCAGAAAAUUUGGGAGGGACAAAGUCUGGUAAGCCUAAAAUAAAGGGGGUCUCAUUGACUGAACUAUUCACUCCAGAGCAAGUCAGGGAACACAUCACUGGCCUAAGACGAUGGGUUGGCCAAAGCAAAGCAAAAGCAGAAAAGAAUCAAGCAAUGGAGCAUGCAAUGAGUGAGAACUCCUGUCAGUUGUGUGCUGUAGAGAAGCUUACAUUUGAACCGCCACCUAUAUAUUGCUCAACUUGUGGUGCUCGCAUUAAACGAAAUGCUAUGUAUCAUACGAUGGGUACUGGUGAUACACGUCAUUAUUUUUGUAUUCCGUGCUAUAAUGAGGCUCGUGGAGACACCAUUUUUGUUGAUGGAAUUGCCAUUCCUAAGGCAAGGCUGGAGAAAAAGAAAAAUGAUGAAGAAACUGAGGAAUGGUGGGUCCAAUGUGAUAAAUGUGAAGCUUGGCAACACCAAAUUUGUGCCUUAUUUAAUGGUCGAAGAAAUGAUGGGGGACAAGCUGAAUACACUUGCCCUAACUGCUAUAUUCAAGAAGUAGAAAGAGGAGAGCGCAAACCCCUACCCCAAAGUGCUGUUCUUGGGGCCAAGGAUUUGCCUAGAACAAUUCUCAGUGAUCACAUAGAGCAACGGCUCUUUAAGAAACUAAAACAAGAGAGACAAGAGAGGGCAAGGCUUCAAGGGAAAAGUUAUGAUGAGGUGCCUGGGGCUGAAGCACUUGUUGUUAGAGUGGUGUCAUCUGUGGACAAAAAAUUAGAAGUGAAACAACGGUUUUUGGAAAUUUUUCGGGAAGAAAAUUAUCCUACAGAAUUCCCAUAUAAAUCUAAGGUAAUUUUGUUGUUUCAAAAGAUUGAAGGUGUGGAAGUAUGCCUUUUUGGCAUGUAUGUUCAAGAAUUUGGAUCUGAAUGCCAGUUCCCUAAUCAGCGUCGGGUAUAUCUGUCAUAUCUCGAUUCUGUCAAGUAUUUUAGGCCUGAAGUUAAAGCAAUGACUGGGGAGGCUCUUCGGACGUUUGUUUAUCAUGAAAUUUUGAUUGGAUACCUUGAAUAUUGUAAGAAACGUGGUUUUACAAGCUGCUAUAUUUGGGCCUGUCCUCCAUUGAAGGGCGAAGAUUAUAUUUUAUAUUGUCACCCGGAAAUUCAGAAGACUCCAAAAUCUGAUAAACUUCGAGAAUGGUACUUAUCAAUGUUAAGGAAAGCUGCCAAGGAGACUAUUGUGGUUGAUCUCACCAACUUGUAUGACCAUUUCUUUGUAUCUACUGGUGAAUGUAGAGCUAAGGUUACUGCUUCAAGACUUCCUUAUUUUGAUGGUGACUACUGGCCUGGGGCUGCAGAGGAUCUGAUUUAUCAGCUUAACCAAGAAGAAGAUGGCAGAAAAUUGAAUAAGAAAGGAACAACUAAAAAGACUAUAACAAAGAGGGCUUUAAAGGCAUCUGGUCAGUCAGAUCUCUCUGGUAACGCGUCAAAAGAUCUCCUUCUAAUGCAUAAGCUUGGCGAAACCAUUAGCCCAAUGAAGGAAGAUUUUAUCAUGGUUCAUUUGCAGCAUGCGUGCAGUCACUGUUGUAUUUUAAUGGUAUCUGGCAACCGUUGGGUUUGCAACCAGUGCAAAAAUUUUCAGAUGUGUGACAAAUGUUAUGAAGCAGAACAGAAGCGCGAAGAAAGGGAAAGGCAUCCUAUCCAUCAUAGGGAGAAACAUACCUUUCGCCCAAUUGAAAUUACUGAUGUGCCAGCUGAUACGAAGGACAAAGACGAGAUUCUUGAAAGUGAAUUCUUUGACACUAGACAGGCAUUUCUCAGUCUCUGUCAGGGAAACCAUUAUCAGUAUGAUACUCUGAGGCGGGCCAAACAUUCAUCAAUGAUGGUCCUUUAUCAUCUUCAUAAUCCGACUGCUCCUGCCUUUGUGACAACUUGUAAUAUAUGUCAUCUUGACAUUGAAACUGGUCAAGGUUGGCGUUGUGAAGUUUGCCCUGACUAUGAUGUGUGCAAUGCGUGUUAUCAAAAGGAUGGAGGUAUUGAUCAUCCUCAUAAGUUAACAAAUCAUCCGUCCUUGGCUGAGCGUGAUGCUCAGAACAAAGAAGCAAGGCAGCUUCGAGUGUUACAGUUGCGGAAAAUGCUUGAUCUUCUUGUGCAUGCAUCCCAAUGCCGUUCUGCCCAUUGCCAGUAUCCAAAUUGUCGCAAAGUGAAGGGACUCUUCCGCCAUGGGAUGCAAUGCAAAACACGUGCCUCUGGAGGCUGUGUUCUUUGCAAGAAAAUGUGGUAUUUGCUGCAACUUCAUGCUCGGGCUUGCAAAGAAUCUGAGUGCCACGUGCCACGUUGCAGAGAUCUGAAAGAACAUUUAAGGAGGUUGCAGCAGCAGUCGGACUCUCGGCGAAGAGCAGCCGUGAUGGAAAUGAUGAGACAGCGAGCUGCUGAAGUUGCCAACAAUGCAGGAUAAGCUGUUUGCUCAUGAGAAUUUGGCUUGUUUCCAAAUGGAAGCUGCUGGCGACGGCGCUCUUAACAGCAGCCGAGGGCGGUUUAUGUGAAUGGAAGGGAUCAUAUAUAUAUAUAUAUAUAUAUGACAGGAUUCCAGAUUCACUUGUCAUCAUCUUUUUUAGGUCCCUUCACAUUGUGGAUUGGCCUCUCCGCGACGUGAUUGUCCUGAAGAGGGUCGUUUUAGUGCUGCCAUGCCACCCUCUUCUGAAAGGACUAACCAGCUCUAGCAGGUAAUUAGGUCGGUGUGCCGAUUUAGUGAUUCUUUAAUUUUGUCUGGUUCUUGUAUUUUGAGAAGUGCCAUCCCGGGGUGGCCAGUGUACUAUAGCCCUAAUUUGUCGAAAAUGUCUUCAAAUGAUAUGAGGGAGGUUUGUAUUAAGUUGUUUUUUCCCCUUUUCUAGAGAUUGACCCUCAUUUGUAGAAUGUCAUCAAAGGUUAAUAAUUAUAGUAUUCGUAGCUGCAGCAAUUCAUAUUUA
This is a messenger RNA of Neltuma alba, 5942 nucleotides long. RefSeq names its product histone acetyltransferase HAC1. Gene Ontology annotation, molecular function: histone acetyltransferase activity; transcription coactivator activity; zinc ion binding. NCBI's taxonomy places the organism in Eukaryota, Viridiplantae, Streptophyta, Magnoliopsida, Fabales, Fabaceae. Gene Ontology annotation, biological process: positive regulation of transcription by RNA polymerase II. Gene Ontology annotation, cellular component: histone acetyltransferase complex; transcription regulator complex. The record is from RefSeq and is a predicted model, not a curated record. Bases 218 to 5431 code for a protein of 1737 amino acids. The transcript has 17 exons.